GUUGAAGGUGCACCAGAGAAUGCACAUCCGGGCAACCUGUUCUUUUGCUAAGGCAGCCUGGCAGCGUAUACCAACUGCAGCUAUAUACAUGUUAAAGUCCACCCGCAUACUUUAUUAUUUGCGCGCUUCGUGGAAACACCCCGCAGUGCCGGUCAAGUCCUGUCCGUUAGGGCCAGAGAAAGCUACCCCCUUGAGGCGCACCGACUCUUCAGAAUGGCCGACGCACCUGCACCAGUCAACAAGGUGGCCUCGUUUAAGAGGUCUAUGAGCCUCCAGGUGUCCAACCCUGCGGACCAAGCGACCACACCGGAGCCUGAGCCUGAGGUGGACGUUGCCCCCACUCCCACGAUAGCGGAGGUGGACGCGGCCUUUGAGAAGGAGCUGGAGGAACUCCAAAAGGCGCAGCCCGAGGAGGGGAAGUAAAGCACCGCACUGGAAGCCGGGAUGCGUUGUGUGGGGAGCAGGUGUGACGACGUCAGGCUCGGCUCUGGCACACCAACCUGCGGCACAAAGGAUGCGGGGCGGCGGGGAUUCAUGUUGUGUUUGGGGGCUCGCGCCAUUAUGUUGCCUACUACGUCAGGUCGUGCUGUCGUACUGACUGACUGCGUGGUGGGCGACUUUCAUGACAGUAAUGUUUACAUUCAAGGCAGAUUGGUCAGAGCGGCAUCGGGACAGUUAACCUCAUGACCCUGUUCAAGAGAUUGAUGUAUCUAACUUAAUGUGUGUGAGACGGUCAGGGCAACCGCCCGCGGAGCCGUAAGCCGGUCUGGAAGUCUGCUCGAGACGGUGCUAUACUGCUGUAACACUGACGUAUGCACAUUGCCAUUGGCUAGUGUGUCGUGUGCACCCCUGGUCGUGUGGCACCGUUUAUGAAUGCUGUGGCUCGCUGCAACCUACGGAGCCCCGAGGUGCUCCUGCCAUGCGCGCCGUGUGCUGAGUAAGACCAGUGGGGUAGAAGGACAUGCCAAACGGCACUUG
Molecule: messenger RNA, 978 nt
Organism: Chlamydomonas reinhardtii
Lineage: Eukaryota; Viridiplantae; Chlorophyta; Chlorophyceae; Chlamydomonadales; Chlamydomonadaceae
Exons: 3
Coding region: 214-423 (69 amino acids)
Source: RefSeq, a predicted model, not a curated record